Molecule: messenger RNA, 3137 nt
Organism: Cuscuta epithymum
Lineage: Eukaryota; Viridiplantae; Streptophyta; Magnoliopsida; Solanales; Convolvulaceae
Source: the annotation of a GenBank genome assembly
UACAACACAAAAUUCUGAGCUCUCUUAAAAAUAGAAAAGGAAGCAGAAUUAGUUCACGAUUGUACCGCAAAACACUUGACGCACUGCUGGCUAUUCCAAAACGGCAAAAGUAGUAUGCAAUUAUUAGGGCCCUGGGCGGAGAACAAAUUACAUACUCGUAUUGCUGAUAAAGAACCCAGGACGGCUGCCAACCAUUCCUACUCUAUUUUCAAGAAUUACAUGAUGUUGUUUGAGUAUUUAAACUACCAUAUUUGCUUCCAAAGCAUGACUAAACUCCAGAAAAUUGCAAUCACUUCCUUUUUGCUAGUAUGUGUCUCUACUGGGUUCUUGUUUUCUACAGUUUCCUGCUCACCGAUUCCACUGGGUUCUAGAUUGACUAUAGAUGAGAAUAACUAUUGGAUGUCUGCAAAUGGGAAUUUUAGAUUCGGGUUCUCGAAUCAUUCCCUUCAAUUCAGUGUUGGUAUAGAAUUCUGUCUGAGUUUUAUCUCAGGCAUUGAACCAACAUUAGUUUGGAAUUUGGGAGGUCACAAUAAAGUCGGUAAAAAGUCAUAUGUUGAGUUAAGCCUUGAUGGGGAACUAAUAUUGUUCGAUACUGAAAUCAGAGGUAUCGCUUGGAAAAGCAAUACCAGAAAUGCUGGUAUUGAAUCAGCACUUCUUCGCAAUGAUGGUAACUUUGUACUCUUAAAUCAAAAGAAGAAUGUUAUAUGGCAAAGUUUCACCUCACCAUCUGACACACUUCUUCCCGGCCAGAAUCUGACAUUUCACCAAUUACUCCUAGGUGCCAGCGAGGGUCAAGAAGCUAGCCAUUAUAGUCUGUCUAUGAGUGCUUCAGGGAUAUUGCAACUGAAUUGGGACAACAGUGUCACUUACUGGACAGCGGGAGAUCCUUCUAAAUCAACUGUUCAUGUCAUGCUGAACACUGAAGGGGCAGUUCAAGGUUAUGAUCACAUGUCUAAAGUUGUUUGGUCUGUGUUUCCACAAGACUUCAAUGAUAAAGAUGUAAAGUUUCGUUUUCUUAAGCUAGAUAUUGACGGGAAUCUUAGACUAUACUCAUGGAGAAACGAGUCAAGGUCUUGGAGGCCUGUUUGGCAAGCUGUUCAAAAUAAUUGUCAUAUCUUUGCAACUUGUGGGUAUGACGGGAUAUGUAUCUUCAAUUCAUCCGAUUCACAGACUUGCGAUUGUCUGCAUACAUCUGCCGGCGAGGAGUACUGUAUUCUUCUAAAUCAACAGAAUUGUGCAUUGGGAUUUUCUAUGAUCAGGCGUGACCACACGUUCAUAUAUGAAACACGUCCUUUAAGUCGAAUGAUGGUGAAAACAAGUUUGCAACAUUGUAAACGUCUAUGUGUAGAAGAUCCACUCUGUCAAGCUGUUUCCUUUUUAAAAAAUGGGACCUCAGAGUGUCAAAUCAUGAAAUCUCAGUUCAUUAGCGGUUGGUCAGAUCCUUCAUCCAGUUAUGUAUCCUUUGUUAAGACUUGUUUGGAUCCCAUCGCGGUUUUACCCAUCCAAAUGCACAACUUUACUAACAACCAAUCACACAAAGUAUCUGUGUUAUCUAUUAUAGGAGGAAUCACCGCUGUUUCAGUUCUUGCAUGUAUUGUUUUUCUGUCAGCAAUUGGGACGUACAUGGGUAGGAGAAUAAGAAGAAAAUGUGCUGGUAGAAAAGAAGCCCUAUCAUCAAAUGCAGUGGUCAAUUCUAGUGGAUGUCUCAUGUUGUCGUACUCUAAAAUCAAGGAAAUGACAGAAAAGUUCAAGAACCAGAUUGGUCCAAACAUGUUCAAGGGAGUGACACAACCAAAUAACAAGUUAGUGGUAGUGAAAGAUUUAAGUACUUCUUCUAUUGGAGAAAAAAUAUUCUGUGACGUUGUUCUAAGACUGGGCAAUGUACAUCAUAAAAAUCUUUUGAAACUUGAAGCUUUCUGUUGUGAGUCACAUUAUAGGAUCUUGGUUUAUGAGUUUGUCAGGAACGGUUCUUUGGCUGAGUGCUUACGGGACUCUGAAAUUGUCAAGAGGCUGACGUGGAGAAAAAGAUGGAAUAUAUGCAUAAGCAUAGCGAGGGCUAUCUCCUACUUGCACAAUGGAUGUUGGGAGUUCAUAAGCCACGGAAACCUGAACUGCACAAACGUGGUUUUGGAUGAUAAUUUGGAAGCUAAGGUGAGUGGGUUUGGGCUGAGUCCACUUUUACCAAGUCCAUCCAGAAGCGAGGAGAGCCCAGCAGAGAAAGACAUUAGAGAUUUUGGUAUGAUGAUAUGUGUCUUGAUAACGGGGAUCCAAAGCGGUGAUAAGGCAUGUAAAUGGGCUUACGCAAAAUGGGCUGCGGCAGAAUUAGAAACGUUGUUCGAUAAGAUAAUAGAAGGGGUUGAUUUUGAAGAGAUGGAGCGUGCGUUAAGACUGGCAUUCUGGUGCUUGCAAGUUAACACGCAAAGGAGGCCAUCCAUGGCAGAAAUUGUGAAGGUAUUAGAGGGCGCAUUUGAUGUUGAUCCUCCACCGCCUCUUUUUGGUUAAUAGGAUUCAAUAUUCAUGUAAUAUUGCAUCCUAGUUUCAAGACACUUAUCAUGGAUGGACUCCUUUGCACCCAUGGAUGGCCUCCUUUGCGCGAAUAGCUGUUCACUGGCUCUAAGGUCCUGGAUCUUUGUUACAUGGCUUUCCACUUUCCAGGCAGUGGAGGGCAUUCAUUCGACUUAAAGGACGGUUUGUAUAUAAGAACGUAUGGUCAUGCUUGAUCAUAGAAAAUCCCAACGACGAACGAAUCAGGAAAGCGAUGAUGCCAGCAUCAAAUUGGGGAUUUUAGAUGGUGAAGUUUUACCUCUUGAAGAUCUCAUAGAGCCAUCUGUUUUCUCAGAGAUUAACUUUGCUUUCCCAACUGGACAAGUUGAACUCUUCUCGCAAUCUCGCAUGUUCUUGUACUAAAGAAUUUUGUGUAUUAUUUACUUGAUUAAAAAUUUCAAUGCCUGUGUAGUUUAUUUACUUGAUUCUCAGGUAUGCACAUGUUGUCAUUCGUUCUGCUGGAAUCUUUUAGGUAGCUUAAUGCCUAUUUGAGAUUAAUCACUGCACGGUAACUUUCCAGUUUAUCACGGAUGCGUAAUAGCACAUGCACAGCACACCUGAAUGGUUAGCACCACAUGCAGCAGCUAGACGCU